Molecule: messenger RNA, 1233 nt
Organism: Aspergillus melleus
Lineage: Eukaryota; Fungi; Ascomycota; Eurotiomycetes; Eurotiales; Aspergillaceae
Exons: 3
Coding region: 1-1233 (410 amino acids)
Biological process (GO): endoplasmic reticulum tubular network organization
Cellular component (GO): endoplasmic reticulum tubular network
Source: RefSeq, a predicted model, not a curated record
AUGGUGUCCCUGUGGCCCUUCAAGGGAGAAGAUAACUCUCCGGCUUCAUUCGAGAAGGCCCUUUCCACUCUUUCGACCAAAAUUGCCCAAACCACCUCUCGGUUGGAUACUCACCGCCAAAAUGCCCGUCGUUUCAAAGCCCUUUGGACUCUGUACACCACCUUCGCUUAUCUGCUCUACUCGAUCAUCUUGGCCCUCGUUUUAGGAUGGGAGAACUGGGGUGUGAAGGAAUACUCGGCGAUCGCCGGCGGUCCCGUUUUGAUCUACGUCGUUCGCGCAGCAGCCAGCAAAUAUUUCGACUACCGCAUUAACAAAUCGCAACGGUAUCUGGAUGACCUCCAGAAACAGCGCGACGAAACAAUCGAAAAGCUCAAGGUCGCUACGAAGUACAAUUCGACUCAGCAGCUGCUGGAGAAAUACGCGGGGGAGUCGCCGACACCCGAACGCGCCAGCAAACCUGGCACCGAGAAACGCAAGUCGGAAGCCAAGCGCAACAAGCCCGCGAACCCUCCGGCCCCGAUCCAGCGAACCGGCCUCGCGCCUCCUCCGACGGCCAACAUCCCACGACCGACCCCUCCCCAAUCGCCUCAACCCGCUCCCUCGCCCGACCUGCAGCCUCCGUCCCCGUAUGCUGGCUCCCCCUUGCAGGCUGCAGACACCCCGCAACCGCAGUCCCCGCCGCCGCCUUCCGCAUUCGACGAACCCGGAUUCGCUCCCAAUGCGUUCUCCAGUGCGCCGCAAUACGUCGAGCAAACCCAUUGGUAUGAUCGCUUGUUGGACGUGCUCUUGGGCGAGGACGAGACACAGCCCAAGAACCGGAUCGCGUUGAUUUGCGCCACCUGCCGACUUGUGAACGGCCAGGCACCUCCGGGCAUCAAGACACUGGAAGAACUUGGCCGUUGGCGCUGUGGCAGCUGCGGAUCGUGGAACGGCGAGGAAAGCGAGACCAAGAAGGUUCUGGCUGGGAUUCGCAGGCCAGCUACGCAGAGAUCAUGGGUAUCCGCUCCUAAGGCUGAUCCCGAGACGGCUUCCUCGGGGGGCGGCGCCACCGAUGAAGGUGUGAUGGUCGCAGCUAGCGAGGAUGACGCGGGAUCGCGAAGCUCUGAUGGCGAGGUUCCGGUUGGAAAGGAGGAAGAGGAAGGGGAAGAAGUUGUUCCUGAACCUGAACCGGAGCCGGAGCCUAAGCCGAAAGCAACCCGAGGACGUCCCAAGGGCAGCAAGAAGAAGAAAUGA